AUGUCGGCCCCCUCCGACUUCCCCGACCUCCCCUCCGAGCUGGGCAUGGACGCCGCCACCCUCGCUCGCCAGCAGCGCCGCGACGCCGUCCGUCGCCGUGUCCGCGCGUCUGUCCCGCCCAUCCCCGAGCUCCGCUUCGAGCAGGCGUACCUCCGUUCCGUCAUGCCCGCGCUGCACGCGCGUAAGGGCGACUUGCUCCUCGGUGCCCCCGGCGCGAUUGAGGCUGGUCGCGAGGUCGACGUCAACUGGCGCGCGGUUGCUUGGAUCACCCUCAAGGACCAGGUCAUCUCGCCACUCAUCCAGGGCGUGUUCUGGGGCCUCCUCUCCAUCGCAGGUGCCGGCGUCCUCACCUCCAUGCGCGCAGGACUCGGCAUGCCUACCCGCACAACAGCGGCUCCUGGCCAGAUGCGGGACGGCGGCGCGCAGAGCUGGCGCAAGUUUGCGCAGAGCCCCGUUGGUGCGGCCGAGGUCGCGACUGUCGGCACUGUCAUUUAG
Molecule: messenger RNA, 495 nt
Organism: Apiotrichum porosum
Lineage: Eukaryota; Fungi; Basidiomycota; Tremellomycetes; Trichosporonales; Trichosporonaceae
Exons: 2
Coding region: 1-495 (164 amino acids)
Biological process (GO): mitophagy
Molecular function (GO): mitochondrion autophagosome adaptor activity
Source: RefSeq, a predicted model, not a curated record